This is a messenger RNA of Puntigrus tetrazona (Sumatra barb), 1826 nucleotides long. It is a transcript of the gene marveld3, whose product is annotated as MARVEL domain containing 3. NCBI's taxonomy places the organism in Eukaryota, Metazoa, Chordata, Actinopteri, Cypriniformes, Cyprinidae. The transcript has 4 exons. The record is from RefSeq and is a predicted model, not a curated record. Bases 139 to 1047 code for a protein of 302 amino acids. Gene Ontology annotation, cellular component: membrane.
CGUCGUGACGCUUCUGUGGGGCGGAGUCAGAGUCAGGCAGGUAGGUUUCAUAGGUGUGUACGUUCACAACAACACCACAAACCUGAGCGAAACCCAGACAAAUCACUGCUUUCUUCGUCCAUUUCAGUUAAAAAGGCAAUGCCAGAAUCAAGCCGGCACCAUCACACAAGGGACCAAGACUACUCUAGUCGAGACCGGAGAGAUGAGGACAGGAGAUACAGAGAGGACAGGAGGACACCUGAUGGAGACGACCGAUCACGGAGCCAUAGAGAGAAACAAGGAUAUGCUGACACACAAAGGGCCCCCCGAGCGUACGAGGCCCCCCGUUAUCAUAGUCAGGGAGUGCCCAGUUACACCGAGACAUCCUCUUCAUACUACGAUGACAGUCAACCCUACCGUCACAGACUCUACAACCUAAGAUACAUCACAACUAGCAGAGGCAUCUGCCAGGCCAUGGAGGUCUUCUUAAGCUUGUUGAUCAUCAUCUGUGCUGGAGUGAACCACAGUAACUCGGGUCGGUAUCAGGACAUCGCCAGCCUAGGCGGUCUGUACCAGUACUAUUACGGAGGAGCCAACGCGUUCACCGGAGCCGAAGCGCAGAAGGUCCAGCACCUGGACGACCAGUUCUACCAGCUCAAACUGCCCCCUUACGUCUACAGCAUGGCGUGCGGCGGGGCGCUGAUGCUCUACUCCGGGGCCACGCUGGCCCUCGGCGUGUUUCGCAUGCCCUACCGCUUCCCCCCUCUGCUGCUGGCCGAAGCCCUGCUGGACGCGCUCGUGGGUCUGGGAUUCAUUCCCGCCGUCGCUUUCUACUUCAUAAAGCUGCAGGAGAUCUACAGCAACUCCAUCUGCAAAGACAGGGAAGCCAUGUACAGCAGCAAAGGUCACCGAGGGUUCGAGUGCAACCUCAACGGGGCCGAUGUAGCGGGAGGCUUGUUCGGCGUUCUGGGGAUUAUUAUAUUCCCCGUAAGCGCCGCGUUGGCCGUCAGAGCCUUCAUACGAGUGCGGAAGAUGAAGGAGAGGCCGACGGAAGACAACAACCUGUGAAGAAUACGCCAUUUCUUAAAGACCGCACCAGUGUAAAUGUUUUUGGUUUACGGUAUUUUCCAAAUCCAGAUCACCCAUAUCUCCUUUGAUCACUUUUUUUAUACGAUACACAAGUUUUACAGUAUCAAAAAGAUAUGUAUUUUUGCAUUUUUUUUAAUGGUUGCUUUUUUCAUUAUGAAGGACUUUUUUUUUUUUUUUUUUUAUACACCAUACUUUUUCAUACUCUUCACAAACAUUAGAACAUUGAUUAUUUUAUUAAAAAAUAUACAAUAUAUUGAGAAUGAGCCUUUAUUAGGGUUUCCGAAAGCAUUUACCUCCACAAGUUAAAGCCUAAAAAGUCAUGACAAUGAAGGUUGCAUUCAUUACGAAAAUAAUUCUAUGCAUUCUUUAAUUGUUUACUUGAGAUGCAAGCGUCUUAAAAUAUUGAACAAAUUAAGCGUUUAUGCUUGAAACCAGAAAAAAGUCAAUGAGGUGUAACGGUUUAUUUUAAAUUGUUGAUUUUUCUGAGACAAGUAUUCGUUUUAACCAUAAAUUAUUUAAUUUUGUUCAAUAUAGUUCGACUGAAUGUAUCAUUUGAGAACGUUUAACAAACGUAAAACGACUAAACUGAACAAAUCUUUGAUCUGAAUGUAGAGUAAGAGUAAUAUUCAUAUUCCUGUGAUUAGGCAAUUAAGCUAUUUUAACAAAAUUAAUUAGAACGGAGGCGAUCUACGGCUGAUUUCCAAGACAUUUGCAUUCAGAGAACAUAUUCCCUUUCGACUUUCAGUUUGGUCUAAAAU